UUUCCAUUAUUCAUUUUUAACUUGUCAAUUUCCUUAAUACAAAUUAUUUUCAUUGUGUUUAGAUGGCAUAGAGCUGUGUCUACCGACUUAGUAAAACAAAAUGUAUUGGUCCCCAAAGAGGAAUCAUCUAGUGACAGCGACAUGGAAUUUCGUGAAAGCCAGCAAAGUCAGAAAAAAAAUUUGAUGAAGAAAGUGAAGACUGUUUGUGGGAGGAUGUUGUCAUACGAGCACAGAAGCCAGCCAGCAAGUAUCAGUGGAGAGGGCUGCACUACCCAGAAGGAAACCCACCUUUCUAACACACACCUGCUUCCUAGAAUUGUCAAGGAGCUUCCAUCACCCAUUUUCCAAACCAGAAUAAGGAAGCUCUCACAGAAUGCAACUAUACAAGUUGAUGUCGUAGAAGCAGAGACAGAGGAGAUAACUCAAGGGAACAGCCUGCUCCGGGCCAGGAGAACCACCAAGCGUUUAUCUGUGACCUCGCUUCCCUCAGGACAGCAGAAGGUGCCAUACUCCUCAAAGAAGAGACCACAGUUUCCAGCACUUAGAAAAAAGAAACCUGGCAUGGAAAGCAUCCUCCAAAAGUCAGAUUUGACAGGAGGGAAGCUUCAAAUGCAGGUGGGCGACCUCAUCAAAACAGUGACUGAUAAGUCCAUGAAGUUACUGGACCAAAGACACGCUGAGCUUCCACAGUGUGAGUUUCUAGGGGAUGAAAUUCUUCAGUCUUCCAAGCAGUUCCAGAAGAUUUCCAAGAGAACCAUAAGGAAGUAUAAAUUGAAAAAUGUGUGUUUUCCAUGUACAUGCUGCUGCCUCUGAUUUUGUUCCUGACUGCAUAAAAGUUAUCUUCAUAGAGAUUCUUAUCUUUUGGUACAUAAUCCCGAAUAAAUCUCUCUAGUGUAUUAAUCAAUGGAGAAAGGGAGCAUUUUUUAGAGUAUUCUUCCCAUAGUCCUUUAAAAAUGCUUUUUCAAAAAUUGAUUUUUGAUUCUGACUCAAUAAAAGCAAAUUUUUGCUUCACAAAUCUUACUAGUAAUGGAAAAUAGAAACAUUUAUUAAGGCAGAGCCAUUCUGCAAAUAAAUUUCUCCCAUGAUUUGCCAGAUGAAGUUAGAGGAAGCAUUUAAAGGUAUUACACUUUUAAUAUGACUACUACUGAGCUAAUUUUAAACUUUCAUUUUUAAAGAUAAGAAUUCUUAUUAAAACUACAAAAAUGUAACAUUAUUAAGGUAUGAUUCAUACAGUGUCAGAUUUUUGAACUAAAAUAAAUGAAUAAGGAUGGAACCUAACAAGUAUUAAAAAUGUGAUUCAAUACUUAAGAAAAUUACAAGUGAUUCAGCCUUAACUUAAUUUUUAUAAAGAUCAUGAAAUGCUUUAUGCAAGACCAUCUUCACAGACUAUUUAUCUCAGACUACUCUUCACUUUACCAAUACAUUUUUUCCCCACUGAAAAUGACUCCUAAAGAACAAACCAGUAGAGAGAAAACAUAUGAACCAAACAUUUAACAACUACAUUGUUCAAGUACUAAGGCAAGAGAUCUAGAAAAUAAUGCAUAUGGAUUUACUUUGAAUCUUGUUAUUACUUCUAACACCAGGGAUUCUUUAUAUGGAAACUGCCCCACAAUGAGCAUACACCACAAACAUUUUGCACAUUAUUUUACAAGUUCAUAGCCUUCCUGAAGCUAUUCAUGUACUCCGUUUUUAAAAGUGAAAACAAUUUGCAGAACUUGACUCAUUUUCUCACGCACAUCCUAGAAACACCACCUCCUCACAAUCUUCAACUUAUUUUGUAAGCAAAUCAAUGUUAACAGUUAACUACCUAGAAUGCUAAGGCAAACAUAUCUGGCUUGAAAACAUUUUAUUAAAAAUUUUUGGAUGUUGCUUCCUGUCUUUUAAGUUUAAGAAUAAAAAAGUUAUUUAAAAAAAAAAUCUAUAUUGAAGUCAUUUUCUUCUGUGUGAAGAAAUAUGAAUGAACUGUACAUUAAUAUCCAAAAGCAAAGGAGUUCACUGUCAAAACUAAAUAUCUCAAGAGCA
This is a messenger RNA of Rhinolophus ferrumequinum (greater horseshoe bat), 2022 nucleotides long. It is a transcript of the gene C17H3orf49, whose product is annotated as chromosome 17 C3orf49 homolog. The record is from RefSeq and is a predicted model, not a curated record. NCBI's taxonomy places the organism in Eukaryota, Metazoa, Chordata, Mammalia, Chiroptera, Rhinolophidae.